UAUUGCAGAGAACAUGGCCAAAGUUUACCCGAACGAUGUGGACACCAAUCCAAAUCAAAACCACCAGGAUGUGAAUGAGGAGACUGGACGUCACAAGUUUACAAGGAAUGACACAACGGUCUCGGUGGACUCAUCCAUCAUCAGGGAGCAGAACAAGGAGGCAGGGCACACCAGCAGCCAGGGGUUCAUCACCAUGCUAGAUAGCCAGGGGAAUAUCAAGGAGGUUGCUGAAGAUCUAGAUGUUGAUGCUUUUGUCACAACUUCAGCUUUCUUUGGUAGACCCCUGGGAUCAUUUGUAGAAGACAAUAAGAACCGGUAA
This is a messenger RNA of Eurytemora carolleeae, 319 nucleotides long. RefSeq lists its product as uncharacterized. NCBI's taxonomy places the organism in Eukaryota, Metazoa, Arthropoda, Copepoda, Calanoida, Temoridae. Bases 14 to 319 code for a protein of 101 amino acids. The record is from RefSeq and is a predicted model, not a curated record. The transcript has 3 exons.